Messenger RNA from Colletotrichum orchidophilum, 1920 nucleotides. RefSeq lists its product as uncharacterized. Lineage: Eukaryota; Fungi; Ascomycota; Sordariomycetes; Glomerellales; Glomerellaceae. Bases 1 to 1920 code for a protein of 639 amino acids. The record is from RefSeq and is a predicted model, not a curated record. Gene Ontology annotation, biological process: transmembrane transport. Gene Ontology annotation, molecular function: myo-inositol:proton symporter activity. The transcript is spliced from 5 exons. Gene Ontology annotation, cellular component: membrane.
AUGUCGAAAUUUCUUUCCAACAAAGAUGAGAUUGGUCCAUCAGUGGGCAGCGCCAUCGAAAUCAGCCACCAUGACCAUCCUCGCCAUAGCGAAAGCCAGAUAACUACUGGAGAGCCUAGGAACCCCCUUGAAGGUAUUCCCCGAGAACAACUCAAGAUCGACGCAAGACUCUUCGCCAUUGGUCUUGGCCUGCAGAACGAAAUCACCUAUUUCGAAAAGGGGGCUUUGGCGGCCCAGAGUCCGAAAGCCUACGAGGACAUAGCGGAGCUCACCGAAGAUGACCGAGUUAUUUUGAGAAACGAAGUUGAGCAUCGCUGGAGGCACCCCAAAGCACUCUAUUUCACUAUUCUUAUGAACUCGAUCAGUGCAGCAAUCCAGGGUUGGGAUCAAACGGGCUCAAAUGGGGCCAAUUUGUCAUUUCCGCAAGCCUUUGGAAUCGCGGAUAAAGGUGAAGACUGCCUAGCUGCUGGAACAUGCGCAAGGAAUUCCUGGAUCAUUGGUGCCAUCAAUAGUGCGCCAUAUAUGGCCAUUUGCGUCAUCGCUUGCUGGCUGUCUGAUCCCGUCAAUAAUUGGGUUGGAAGAAGAGGUGCAAUCUUUCUUGGUGCUAUCUUUAGCAUCCUUGGUCCCGUUGGCCAAGCGCUUUGCCAGACUUGGCCACAAAUCUUGUUCUGCAGGAUCCUUCUUGGCAUGGGAAUGGGACUCAAAGAAGUCACCGUGCCGGUUUUCUCAGCCGAAAAUUCGCCACCUAACAUACGUGGAGCGCUCGUAAUGUCGUGGCAACUUUUCAGCGCUUUCGGUAUCAUGCUUGGAUUUCUUGCAAACCUUGCUGUGGCCGGAUUUGGGGACAUCGCCUGGAGACUGCAGCUUGGUUCUGCCAUGAUACCCGCGGUACCACUGCUUUUUGGAAUUUACCUCACCCCCGAGUCGCCCAGAUGGCUAUUGAAGAAGUGCAGGUUUUCCGAAGCCUACGAGUCACUCUUGAGAUUGCGAGGCAGCAAUCUGCUCGCAGCCAGAGAUCUUUACAUCGUCAAUGCUCAGCUAGAAUUGGAGCAGGAGCUGAUAGAAGCUGACGGGCUUGGUAAACGCAACUUUUUCACUAGGUGCAUCGAGUUAUUCACCAUUCCGAGGAUCCGUCGGGCGACACAAGCAUCGGGCAUUAUCAUGGCUGCUCAGCAAUUCUUCAAUCUCAUGUCUUUCUACUCCUCGACUCUCUUUGAGGAAGCAGGAGCAAGCAACACAGUUGCUCUCCUAGCCUCGUGGGGAUAUGGAAUGGCGAUGUUCAUAUUUGCGAUACCGGCUUUGUGGACCAUCGAUCGCUGGGGACGUAGAGCGUUGCUUUUGGCCACCUUUCCGAACAUGUGCUGGGCUCUGCUUGCAACAGGCAUGGCAUUCCACGUUCCACAGAGCAGUCCUGCACACCUCGGAGUCAUCUGCCUAUUCAAUUAUCUCUUUGCUGCCUUUUAUGGUCCGGGUCAAGGACCCGUCGCGUUCGUCUACUCUGCCGAAGUCUUCCCUCUAUCGCAUCGUGAGGUUGGCAUGGCUUGGGCAGUCGCGACGAACAACUUUUGGGCUAUCAUAGUUGCACAAACUUCACCACCCCUUCUCCAGGCGAUUAGACCUCAAGGGGUUUUCACUCUCUAUUCUGUCUUCGGGGUUAUAUGUUUAGUUCUCAUCUUCUUCUUUCUUCCAGAGACGAAACAGCGUUCCCUUGAAGAGCUCGACGAUAUCUUCUCGGUUUCAACUAGGCGGCAUGCCUACUAUCAACUUAAAGAGGCCUUGCCAUGGUGGUUCAAGCGCUACAUCAUGCGGAAGGAAGAUGAACCUGAGCCUACGUUAUAUUGUUUCGAAGUGGAUAAAAACACCGGGUCAGGAGCUAAGUCCCAGUCUUUUGAGACUCGUGAGGAGUUGGCAGGGGGAUAA